This is a messenger RNA of Trypanosoma brucei brucei TREU927, 2553 nucleotides long. RefSeq names its product dipeptidyl-peptidase 8-like serine peptidase. Lineage: Eukaryota; Euglenozoa; Kinetoplastea; Trypanosomatida; Trypanosomatidae. The transcript has a single exon. Gene Ontology annotation, molecular function: serine-type peptidase activity; dipeptidyl-peptidase activity. Bases 1 to 2553 code for a protein of 850 amino acids. The record is from RefSeq and is a predicted model, not a curated record. Gene Ontology annotation, biological process: proteolysis.
AUGCCGACCUUGCCUUUGUCGAAAUAUAUUGAUGAACUAAAAGCUCUUGAGGGGCUCCUCGCUGUAGAUGGGAAGCCUCGUAUGUUGAAGUUUGUUGGUGAUCAGCUGUAUUGGCUGCAGGGUAUGGAUCAGGAACUUUACAGUGUAAAUAUUGCAGAUCACAACGCAACCCCGAGUCGCGUCAUUGAUCGCUGUCGGAAAGGUUGCACAGCUGCAGAAGGCAAGGAAGGUUCCACUGUUGAGACAAAGGAGGAGGAGUUGCUGCGGGAGCGGCUGCGAUCUCGCGUGACGGGCAUCAGCAGCUACCGUGUACGGUGCAGGGACGGUGCUGUUUUCUUCACAAGUGGAGCAAACAUAUUUCUAUACCGCCCCGCAAGCGGCAAACCACCGCUGAAAGUACUUGACUAUAUCGGUGAUGAGGAACUGAAGCAACGCUUCUCCUCAGAGAAGAAACCAUUUCUCUGCAUUGAAUACUUUUCCCACUUGGCGAAUGAUGCGGGUGCAUGUGAUUCAACCAAGGAGCGUGCCGACGUGAUCUCUUUUGUGUACAGCAAUAACUUGUAUAUUGCGACCGUUGUGGAAGGUAGUGGUGAGGCCAGCCACUCAAGGGAACCACCCUUGAGGGUGAAUGUGGAAUGCGUGACAACUUUCGGCGACGAGUUACACAGUUGUGGGGACGCCGACUACAUUAUCCAGGAGGAAUUCGGUCGUUACACCGGGCACUACGCCACAGCUGAAUAUGUGCUGUUCAGCUAUACAGACGUGUCCAUGCUGCGCGAGGUGAUGCUAAUUGACGGUUCGACUGACUCUGGUGUGGAAAAGAUGCCGUACUGCCGUGUUGGUGACCCGAAUGCCCGCACUGUGCUCGUAGUGUACGAAAGGCGGACAAAGCGUUAUCGUGUUGUCCCGAGCAGUGCUAUUGCAGCCAUUGCACCGUGGGCGGAGUACAUGCCUCGGUUUGGGUUUAAGGACGAACACACCAUUUACUUUUCUGUUCUCAGUCGCACGCAGGAGAAAAUGUCUCUCCUUUCGUGCCGUAUUAACUCUCUACCUGUUGUUGAUGCGGAAGCACUUGCAUCGUGCUUUUCCGAAGCAGCGCGUGACACUGAUGUCGCAGCGGUGGCUGCAGGAACAACACUGGCUACCCGUGCGGCGACAGUCAAUCUCACCACAGAGUGGCACCAGCAUAUACCGUGGGCAUGGGUAGAUGUCCAACCCGGUGUCGCACUUCACCUUUGCGGCAAGUAUGAAGUGCUCGUUCGCCACGCCAAUGAGAGUGAGAGUGCGCACAGUCAUGUGUACGCCCGUGCUCAAGGGGGUGAUGAGGGUUCGUGGCGACCACUUACCUGUGGCGCUUGGAACGUGAGAGCUGGAGGCCUUAUAGUGAAGGACGACAGGGUUUUCUUCCUUGCUAAUGCAAGAAACAGGCUGGAGAGUGUGCUAUACAGCGUUGUGAUAAACCUGGAUGCAGGUCCUGUUUCUGCCGAGGAGCUGACACAGCUAACACCCUCCGGCGAGCACGUGUACUCUUUCGCAGUGUUGAACAAUACACUUUGCUAUGUGUCGAGCACUGCGACCACACCAGCAGAGCUUCACAUCUCCUCAAUAAACAACCCUGGAAGCCGCUGGGUCGUUCCGACGCGGCAUCUGUGGGAUGAUACCAGCGAAAAGGCAGUCACCCCACGUACAACGCUCGAGGGACUCACCGUCCCGCACAUUAUCAACAUCGUGAACCGCCGUGGUGUUCCACUCAGUGGCCGACUGUUUGUAUCUCCUCACGCGGCACUAGGUAAGCUGAACCCUUUAGCAAUGUAUAUCUAUGGUGGUCCCCACGCACAACUCGUGUACGACAGUGACUUCGACGGUGCCUGCAAGCCAAUUUUCCAGAUGCUGGCGAGCUUUGGUAUAUCCGUACUUGUCGCUGACGGUCAAAUGAGCAAUGCGAAUGGCCUACGGGACCAUAGCAUCUGCAAGCACAGCAUGGGGAGCUUUGAGACCUCCGAUUACGUGGAUUGGGUGCGGCACAUGACAAACUGCAAGGAACUACCGUGUGGGUUUUGUGCGGAUCCUGAACGGGUUGCCAUCUUCGGCUGGUCGUAUGGAGGUUAUGCAACACUGCUUGCAAUGUCGCAGGCUCCAGAUGUGUUUAAGAUAGGGUUUGCAGGGGCACCUGUGGGGGAUUGGACUCUCUAUGACACUGGAUACACAGAGCGCUAUAUGGGUCUGCUGCACACCAACGCUGAUGGAACAUCAGGCAGCAAGGGUGACGCUACUGCCAAAUGCGCCAUAAGUGAUGCCUACACGAGGAGUGCCAUUAAGGCUUUUGCCUCCAACUUUCCAGAGGAACUGAACCGCGUUUUCAUAGCCCAUGGGUUGCUUGACGAGAACGUUCACUUCUGUCACACGAGCGUUGUGGUUAAUGCCAUGAUCGACGCGGGCAAACCGUGCUGCAGCGUUGUUUACCCUGGUGAGCGCCACUCCCUUCGGAAGAAGAAGGCAUCGCGACUACACCAUGACGCGAUGCUCGCAAAGACACUUAUGGAGGUGCUUUAA